AUGGGUUCAAACAGGCUACCCUUUGGACUCAUUUCUGGAGGAUAUAGCUGCAGUGAGCAAUAUGAGUGGCAGCAGUUAACCCUUCGUCAGAAAGAACACACAGCAUGGGAGCGACCCCAUCGUGGUGCAAACGUCAACAACCCUGUGCAUACAGUCAGCAGGACUGAGAGGACUAGCUUGUCUGUUGACCCUGGUUGUGAUCAUGCAGAAGGAUCUGAUGGACAUGCAACAGUAAGCCUUGGCAAGAUUUUUGGGUUUGACCAGGGGAGUAGCACUCCGAAUGAAUCUUAUCUAGAGGAAAGAUAUAUGCCAACUUACUCCCUGGUUAGUCAUUUUUCUGAGAUAGAUCAAGAAGGGCAUCGGGCCUACAUGGAGAGUUUGUCCACUAAGAGUAAACCUGAUCACACCUCAGCUGGUCGGUCGCAUCGUAGGGAUGAAGUAAGCAGGGCUCACACGAAGAAUCCAUCUGAUAAAUUGCACACUAUCCGUGCUGCACAGCUUGAGCUUUCUACAGGUGAAGAUUUUCAUGACCGCUUGGACAUGAGUCGAAAUUGCAGGAGUAAGUAUUGUACCAAGAUGUUACAAAGAACAAAGGAAAAAUGGACUUCUCAUAAAAACAAUUCAUAUGGGUCUUGCAUUAGUACACAUGGGAGAGACCGUCGACAGGCAAGGUAUAAGCAUCAGCUGUCUGAACCGAAAGCUAAGAAGAGCCGCCAGAAAAGGUAUGGUGAUCAGCUGGCUGGAGAGAGAGCUAAGAAGCGUAUGAGUUGUAAGGAGCACCCUAAAGAAUUCAGUUUAAUCCGAGAGCAGGACGAGCAACCAUAUCUGCAUCAUGAGGUACAUUGUGGUGGUUCUGAUGUGAUACGAAAUGAUGACCGAGAGGGAAAAGCUGAAACAACCGAUGAAGUAGGUCAUAGUGGAGCAAAAGGGGCCUGCCAUCUAACGAAGAAUAUAUUGACAGCUGCUACAUGUGGCUCAACAAAGUCAAAUGAGAACUCAGAUGUGUUAAGCCCAAAGUACAGCAUCAAAACCAUAGCUUCAUCAAAUGACCCAAAACAGAGUGAAGGAAGUAGCAACAUGAAACUAGAAUCUGACCAGCAGCGCAUUGUUGUUGGUUGCACAGAGAACGCAGCUGGAGAGGUUUCCACGCCUAACCUGCAGCAUCUUCCCGCCACUCACACUGAGAAGGGUGUCCAUGCAAAACAACCAGAUAGUACUCCAUCUGAAUUACUUCGUGAAUGCUUGGAUCUUUGGAGAAGUACACGAAGAUUGAGGAAGGACAGUGGUCCUGAAGCUGAAAAACUAGUACAGACCAAUCAAAGAUCUGCUCAUUCUGGUAGCUCAGAAAGUGAUGAUGAAAAUAUCAAUGAACCUGUGAGUCCUUCAGGGAGCUCAGAAAGCACGGCUCAAAAUGAAACAGCAUUUGACAACUCUGGAAAAUGUAGAAGUGCUAUGCCACCUGAUGGAUUACAAAAGCGUGGUGAAGAAAUAGCUAAGACAAACCCACAGCAGCCCUUCAGAUGCCUUAGUGACAGCAAUUGCAACAAAAGCUUGGCCGAGCAAGGGCUAAAGUGCAAUCUGGAGGUUCCGCCAGAACCAAAACCGGGUGAAAUCACGCAGCAAAAUGAAGAGACUAAAAUUUCAUGCUGCAUGAUCUCAACUGAUCAACCAAAUGCCAUGGUACAAACCAAUCAGAACAGCUGUUUUGAUACUAGCCAAAUCCAGCCUAGGCAGAACAGGGGUUCAGAUACUAACAAGGUGGAUCAAGCAGUUGCUUCACAUCCUGAUAGUAGCGUGCGUCAAAAUAUUUCUCAGCACAAAGCAAUUAACGACCAUUUGGAUGCUAGGAGAAAAUGUAAACUGGGUGUCAGCUGUGAAAUUAAAAGGAAAGUAAAAAACUAUGAUGCCAAUUUGUGUGAGCAGACAGCCAGCAUGACAACUGGUCCAACACUGCUGGAUCAAGAAACUGUUGCAGUUUGCUUGCCGCAUGAUGGCAGUGUGAAGGUCCAUGGGUGUUCCAAUGAUUGUGGUGAAGCUACUCCAUUCAGCUUGUCGAUUUUGGAUAAGGGGGCCACAAACAACUACCGAAACAAACCUAUUGGUUGCUCUUGUAGAAGUGUUUGUAGAGACAUAAAAUAUUGCUCCAAGGGAAGUGGUUGCAGAGACGUGCAGCUGGAUACCAUGAAUUGCAAAAGAAACAAACAAAGGUCUCCAGAACUGGCAGAUUCUGAAAUUAACAUUUAUCAGGAAGAAACAGAUGAUGAUUAUCAGUUACCUGAAGUUCUUGAAGUACCUUUAAAUGAAGAGAUAUCCCUCCAAUCUGAUGCUGACAUAACAAAUUAUGGCGUUGCAAAACCAGCUGAUAGCACUCCACGUUUUGCGAUACCAGACUUGAAUUGUUUGCCUAGUAUGACCGCAGAUGAAGAUGUGGCACCUGAGGAAGUGAUUAAUCAGGUAACUGGGCAUGUUUCGAUACCACAUGAUACUAGUCAGAGCUUUUCAGUCUGUAGUGGCACUGCUGUGGAGGAAGAACAGUCUAAGCAACCCGAGAAGAAUGAAUUUACUGGAGGGCAUGUUUCGAUAGGACACGAUACUAGUCAGAGCUUCUCAGCCUGUAGUGGCACUGCUGUGGAUGAAGAACAGUCUAAGCAACCCGAGAAGAAUGAAUUUACUGGAGGGCAUGUUUCCAUACCACAUGAUGCUAGCCAAGGCCUUUCAGCCUGUAGUGGAACUGCUGUGCAGGAAGAAGAGUUUAAGCAACCUGAAAAGAACGAAUUUGCUGGAGGAGUGCGUGGAAGAGAGAAUGCAAAUGAGGCUCAGAUCUCCGAGUCACGUAGUGGGCCACCACAAGCAAGUUGUGUUCACGAUAGUAGCAUAUCAGUUCAUGCCUUCAGAUGUGCCCUUGGUGAAUUCAUAAAGAAUAUCUUGAAGCCUCUGUGGGAACAAGGGCUCUUAUCCCGGGAAAUCCACAAAAUUAUAGUGAAGAAAGCCGUAGAUAAAGUGACCCUCACGUUGGGCCAAAAGGUACCGCGGACAGAAGCAGCCAUCCGUAGAUUUUUAACAGAAUAUGAAUCUCAAAGCGUAGAAGGACUCGUUCAGGGCUACCUAGAUGUAUACCUGGGAAGGCAAGUUCUUAAGAGAACUAUGCCUGGUAGUAUCUGACCAUUCUCUGGAAGUCCCAUGUAGUUCACGAUAAUUAGAAGUAGGGAUCCACCUUUGCAUUUACUCAGCAUCAGCAUCAACAGAAGACGCUCUAGAUGCAAAGAUCUCUUGGAGUUAAC
Lolium rigidum is the source of this 3281-nucleotide messenger RNA. RefSeq lists its product as uncharacterized. Bases 1 to 3162 code for a protein of 1053 amino acids. The record is from RefSeq and is a predicted model, not a curated record. Lineage: Eukaryota; Viridiplantae; Streptophyta; Magnoliopsida; Poales; Poaceae. The transcript has 4 exons.